GCUUUUGCUUACGUCAUCAGUGCGAGACAUCGCGUGCAGGUCUGUGAAGGACGCCGAAGUUUGGGAUGAAAUAAUUAAAAAGAUUAAAAACAUAGGCUGGUUGUUAAGCUUGUUUUAGGUUAUGUGUGAGAUUUAACUUAAAAUCUCGGAGAAAUCCAAAAAUAAAACAGCAGAAAGCAAGAGGAAGGCACUCUAAUCGGUGUCGCUAUCAUGGCGCUGUCAUGUUUAACCCGAGCUCUGCGCUCUCUGACCCUCUCCCAGCCUGCUCUGCUCUCUUCACAGACGCCGGUCGCUCAGCUGAAGCUGGGAACUCUGGUGCCCAGUACAGUCAGCCAGUGCAGAGGCUUCCUGACCACUGCCUCUCUGAAGCAGAACAGGGCGUACUUGAAACAGUUGGAUAAGUACACCAUAAGGCCAAUAGGGAUAAAAAAGUCUGGAGGGAGAGAUCACACAGGAAAGGUUCGCACACGGGGCAUUGGUGGAGGCCAUAAACAGAAGCACCGGUGGGUAGACUUCCAGCGAUUACGCUAUGAACCCAACAAAGAAGGUCAGCCUUUUGAGGAGAAGGUUGUCGAGGUGCGCUACGAUCCAUGCAGGUCUGCUGAUAUCGCUCUGCUAGCAGGAGGCAACCGCAAAAGAUGGAUCGUUGCAACAGAGAAAAUGCAGGCUGGAGACAUCAUAAAAACAUCUGGUGUCAUUGGACGCAUGGCAGUAUCAGCAAAUGAAGGGGAUGCUUACCCACUGGGGGCUCUUCCUGUGGGGACGCUAGUGAACAACCUGGAGAUUCAGCCAGGAAGAGGAUCAAAGUACAUACGUGCUGCAGGCACAAGUGGCAUUUUGCUGCGUAAAGUAAACGGGACCGCAAUCGUUCAGCUCCCUUCGAAGCAGCAGGUUCAGGUGUUGGAAACCUGUAUAGUAACGGUGGGCCGCGUGUCAAACAUCGACCACAACAAACGGAUCAUCGGCAAAGCCGGUCGCAACCGCUGGCUGGGGAUCCGCCCGUCCAGCGGCUUGUGGAAGAGGAAAGGAGGCUGGGCGGGACGGAAGAUUAAACCGCUGCCUCCGAUGAAGAGCUACGUUAACCUGCCAUCGAUCUCCGCUAACUAACACAAAAUGACUCUGUAUUUGGUCUGCAGGAGAUAUUGCUGGAAGAAAAAAACAAACAAAUAAAGACAAGCUGCUUGUACGGAAGAUUAAAAAUUUUAUUAAACACAA
Messenger RNA from Poecilia reticulata (guppy), 1215 nucleotides. It is a transcript of the gene mrpl2, whose product is annotated as mitochondrial ribosomal protein L2. Gene Ontology annotation, molecular function: RNA binding; structural constituent of ribosome. Gene Ontology annotation, cellular component: mitochondrial large ribosomal subunit; ribosome. The record is from RefSeq and is a predicted model, not a curated record. Gene Ontology annotation, biological process: mitochondrial translation. Lineage: Eukaryota; Metazoa; Chordata; Actinopteri; Cyprinodontiformes; Poeciliidae.